AUGGCGGCAACUAAACCAGCCCAUACAUAGCCUACAUGUGGGAUGCGACACAGCUGACACGCCUAAAUACGAGCGUGUACUCUAAUAAUAAUAUAGGGAGCAGCAUUCCUAUAUACUUUCCAUCUGCUCCUGCUCCUCCUCCUUGUCAUUCUCCCCAUUGUGAUUUUGAAGCAAUUCAAAUGCAGAUCUGAUUAACGCAAGGUGACAUUGAGGAUGGUGAGCGGCACACUUUUCCACAGCAGAAGGAACUCUUGGCCUGCAGAUGAAUUUGUUCAUAAACCCACUUUGCAGCUGGGCGAUCAUGAUGACAUAAAUUUCACAUGAGUUAUCGGCAUGACUCAAUAUAACUAACUAAAGGGAUGUGUAUCACUGGACUCUUACCAAAGGAAGAUUUCUUGAAUAUAGGGCUGGCCAAAGAUUUUGUGCUCCAAAAGAGGGAUAGCGAAAUUGGUUUGCAACUUAAAAGGUGUUCGACAAUCAGAGGGCUUAUUGGAGGAAGAUGUGGAUGUCCUCAGCACAAUUUGUGAAAGAAUAUUGCUGGAUUCUGACCAUGGUGCUCCACCACAACAAGCCUGGCGCCGCAGGCUCAAUGAGCAUGCAAAUAUCUUGAAGGAGUUCAGCGUAACAUUUAUGGAGGCACUAAAGAUGGUUCGACUAGGUCUUCGCCUUUGGACAUAUGUUAAAGAGGAACGCUCUCACGGACGGAAAGCACCAAUUGAUCCAUUUACACGAGAACGCUGUAAACCAUCAGCAUCACAGGGUGUACCCCUAGGUGGGAUGGGAAGUGGUAGUAUAUGCAGAGGUUUCAGAGGAGAGUUUAGGCAUUGGCAAAUGAUGCCUGGGAUGUGCGAAGCACCUCCCGUGGCGGUAAAUCAGUUUUCGAUUUUUGUUUCUAGAGAUGGAGGAAGGAAAGAAUAUGCAUCUGUAUUGGCUCCUGGAUGUCCUGAAGAUCUUGGUAAAGGAGAUGAUGGGAUUUCUACAUGGGAUUGGGGUUUAGAUGGUCAAUAUUCAACAUAUCAUGCACUUUUUCCAAGAGCUUGGACAAUAUAUGAUGGUGAGCCAGACCCCGAGCUGAAGAUUUCAUGCCGACAGAUCUCACCCUUCAUUCCACACAAUUAUCGAGAAAGUAGUUUACCUACGUGUGCUUUUGUUUAUACUCUAGUGAACACAGGCAAAGAAGCAGCGAAUGUGAGCUUGCUUUUUACGUGGGCUAAUUCGAUUGGUGGAGCUUCUCAUCUAUCAGGAGGUCACGUCAAUCAGCCUUUCAUAAGCAUUGAUGGAGCACGUGGCAUGCUUCUACAUCACAAAACUGCAAAAGGUUAUCCUCCUGUUACUUUUGCAAUUGCUUCUCGUCAAACAGAGAAUGUAGAUGUUUCUGUACUGCCAUGCUUUGGGUUGUCUGGAAAAAGUUAUACCUCUGCCAAGGAUAUGUGGCUGACAAUGAAAAAGCAACAACAUUUUGAUGACGAGAAUUGGAAUGCGGGCUGUAGUUUUGCCUCCUUACCUGGAGAAGCUGUCUGUGCUGCAGUUGCUGCCUCAGCAAUGGUUGAACCUCAUGGAACAUGUUCGAUAGUUUUUGCUUUAGCGUGGGCCUCACCUAAAGUAAAAUUUGUUAAAGGAAGUACUUAUUUAAGGAGAUACACACAAUUCUAUGGCACCUCAGAAGAGUCAGCUGUAAAUUUAGUGCAUGAUGCUUUGAUGGAUUAUCGCAGGUGGGAGACAGAAAUUGAGGAUUGGCAACGUCCUAUACUUAAGAAUGAAAGACUCCCUGAGUGGUACAAGUUUACGCUGUUCAAUGAACUUUACUUCUUAGUUGCUGGAGGGACAAUUUGGACAGAUGGUGGACCACCAGUGGAACAGGACAAGACCAACAAAGAAGAGUCUCGAAAAAAGUCACGGAAGAAAGAAAAUAAAACAGAAACGAGGGUCACAGUUUCUGCACAAAAUGGUGAUUUGAAUCAUGUCACAGAAGUUCAGAGAUUGGAUGCCUCUAAUGUUGUUGCAGAUAUAGAAUCAAACUUGCUACAAGAUCAGAAUCAUGAAAAUAAAGUGACAACAACAGAAGCAAAUUCUGGGUUAACUGAAGAGAAUGUGGGUCAAUUUCUGUACUUAGAGGGUGUGGAGUAUAUGAUGUGGUGUACAUAUGAUGUACAUUUUUAUGCAUCUUUUGCAUUGCUGGAUCUCUUUCCAAAGAUUGAGCUUAAUAUACAGCGUGAGUUUGCAAAGGCUGUUUUGAUUGAAGACAAUACAAAAACUAAAUUUCUAGCUGAAGGUAAUUGGGGAAUUAGAAAGGUAAAAGGUGCUGUACCUCACGAUUUGGGAUUACAUGAUCCUUGGCUUGAAAUAAAUGCAUACAAUAUACAUGAUACAAGCCAGUGGAAGGAUCUGAACUCAAAGUUUGUGCUUCAGGUGUACAGGGAUCUGGUUGCAACUAAUGACUUGUCAUUUGGCAAAGAUGUCUGGCCUGCUGUCUGUGCUGCUAUGGAAUACAUGCAGAAGUUUGAUCGGGAUGGUGAUGGCCUCAUUGAGAAUGAUGGAUUUCCUGACCAGACAUACGAUACUUGGACAGUACAUGGUGUUAGUGCAUAUUGUGGAGGUCUAUGGAUUUCUGCACUUCAAGCUGCUGCAGCAAUGGCAGAUAAAUUGGGCCACAAAGAGUCUGCAGAAAAAUAUAGGAUUGAAUUUCAAAAGGCUAAGGUAGCAUACGAGAAGAAACUUUGGAAUGGCUCAUAUUUUAAUUAUGACAGUGGGACCAGUAGCAACAGCAACUCAAUUCAGGCAGAUCAGUUGGCCGGACAAUGGUAUUCAUGGGCAUCAGGCCUACCUGCAAUUUUUGACAAUUCGAAAAUACGAAGUUCUCUGCAGAAAAUAUAUGAUUUCAAUGUUAUGAAAAUUGGAGGAGGACGGAUGGGUGCUGUGAAUGGCAUGCAUCCAAAUGGAAAAGUGGAUGAAACAUGCAUGCAAUCUCGAGAGAUUUGGACAGGUGUAACAUAUGGUGUUGCAGCAGCUAUGCUUCAUGCAGGAAUGGAACAUCAGGCAUUCAAUACUGCUGAGGGAAUUUUCUAUACAGGCUGGUCAGAAGAUGGUUUUGGGUACUGGUUUCAAACACCAGAAGGUUGGACAGUCGAUGGUCACUACCGAUCCCUGAUUUACAUGCGGCCUCUUGCAAUAUGGGCAAUGCAAUGGGCUUUAUAUCCACCCAAGGCCAUUUUAGAGGCUCCCAAGAUAAAUGUAAUGGAAAGAGAGCACAUGUCACCUUUUCAAACCGGAUUAGCAGCUGUUGCUGGGGCUUUUAAACAUGUACAUAAACCCCGACUUUGUGAACGCUCCAGUUCACGUUCUCACUGUAGCUGGAAUUGUAAUUGCUAGCUAUUUCAAUUAUUAAGUAAAAAAGAUGGAAUUGCUAGCUGUUUCAGUUAUUUGGGCCUUUGAUGAUGAAAAGAGAUGCAAUUGGAGCCAUGCUGACAGAAGUUAAUUUUUUCCAGUUUUCCCUUGUAUAAACAGGCAAGGGAAUAUUUGGCAAAUUUUUGAUCUUGUAUUUUUCAGAUCACAAAUCAGGAGAUAUGACAGGUUAUCAAUUUUAGCCAUUACCAAAUCUUAGUUGAUACAAUAUAUUUGUUUCCAUAUUCAGUAGAUACUAGAAGAACGUUUGAGCGUAAGGAAUUGAAAUUAAAAAUAAUUCAGUAGAGCUGCAAGAUCUGCAAUUUCAGGUCUGACAGUUUGUUCCACAACUCCUUUUUUCAGUUGUAGCCAAAGUUUUAGAGGGUGAAUCAUCCCCAGAUUUUGAAAACCUGAAAAUAUAAUUUCAAAUAAAUAAAUCCUUCACUUUGA
Messenger RNA from Cryptomeria japonica (Japanese cedar), 3831 nucleotides. RefSeq lists its product as uncharacterized. Gene Ontology annotation, cellular component: membrane. The record is from RefSeq and is a predicted model, not a curated record. Gene Ontology annotation, biological process: carbohydrate metabolic process; glucosylceramide catabolic process. NCBI's taxonomy places the organism in Eukaryota, Viridiplantae, Streptophyta, Pinopsida, Cupressales, Cupressaceae. Bases 631 to 3369 code for a protein of 912 amino acids. Gene Ontology annotation, molecular function: glucosylceramidase activity; beta-glucosidase activity. The transcript is spliced from 20 exons.